Molecule: messenger RNA, 5357 nt
Organism: Boleophthalmus pectinirostris (great blue-spotted mudskipper)
Lineage: Eukaryota; Metazoa; Chordata; Actinopteri; Gobiiformes; Gobiidae
Gene: pde8a
Product: phosphodiesterase 8A
Biological process (GO): regulation of DNA-templated transcription; signal transduction; positive regulation of ERK1 and ERK2 cascade
Molecular function (GO): 3',5'-cyclic-AMP phosphodiesterase activity
Source: RefSeq, a predicted model, not a curated record
UUGGAUGUGCCGCUGUCAAGCAGUCCUGAGAAGGCAGGGAAAGACAAACCUCAAAUCAGCAUUAUGUAGCUACAAUCUGCCUCGUCUUCGCUCGCUAAAAGGCUUCAUCAAUUUCAACCGGUUCACACGCGAAACUUGUGGAUAGCGCGUUCCUGUUUUUUGAGAACAUUUUCCUCUGAGCCUUUGCAUUCUCCAGAGGUGGUACCUUCACAUAUUCCUGCCUGACAGCCUCUCGGUUUGAUUUUUCGCUACAGAAUGAACCUGGUAACGCAGUAGCCAAUUGCACUCGGGGUUGUGCUGUUUUAUAUGUGUCGGACCAUCCACGAUCACCACCGGGCAGCGAAGGAAGGAAAGCCUGAAUGGAGACAGCGAGCCAUACACCGGGACCUCCCCGAGUGCUCCUCCGCUGAUUGUGGCCCGAUUCAUGGAGAGUUUGGCCGGCUUUGUGUCGCGCUGGGGCCGCUGCUGUGUGACAGUACGCCGAGGAUAUUUCAGCCUGUUGAUGAUGGACCGCAAAGUGUCGUGAGAACAGCUUUAUGGUCCGUGUUCUGCGCGUAAGUGGCUAACCAGAUUGACGAGACGCUGAGAGAAGACAUGUUUUUUGAUGGCUCCGGGGUGGCGAAGGACAAAUGUAACAGUGGACAGUAAAAAUGGAUGAAAGUAUUGCCUGAGAGCUGGCGCAGGCUGGAGGGAGGGGGGUCCAUGGUGCGCCCAGGCCUACGACUUGAUAACAGUGAAGUUGAGUGAAAAACGGUCAUGUGGUACGCGCAGAGAGGAAUACCCGGUCCCAACUGAAAGACCCGAGUUUGUGAAGGAUAACUGCUUUGAUUAAAGAUUCCCAAAGGGAGGAAACCGGCUUCCUGGUUCAAGGGGGUGGGGGCAAAAAUAUAUUAUACAUGCCUUCUGUUGGAGCACUUCAUCAACUGGCUUUGGUGUGGCCUAGAUGAUACCCAUCUUAUUUGUGUUGUGUAUUUAUAACUGAUCAAAAUGAAGGCUUAGGAACUAAAGUGGACCUUAAAAGACAUAAGAGGACACAGAGGAGCCUCAAAAGAAAUAAACUUGGAAAAAAAAAGAAAAAACAAAAUCUUCUGAAGUGGGUUGAAGCAUGGGCUGUGCUUCAAGUAUUCAUAUCUCUGAUAGGGUGGUCUACCACAGUGGAAAAGAGUCCGAGGAUUCCCACUCGCCCCAGCAGACUAACACCACUCAGCAUCAAGGAAAUCCUGCCUCUGGACUACUGCCCCUCAAACCCCCCAGCGGCAAGACCACAUUAACAGAGGUGCAAUUUGGACCAAUGAAGUUAUUUAAAGAUCCACUUCAGGUACUUUUAGUUUUUGCCAAAGAGGACAGUCAGAGUAAUGGCUUCUGCUGGGCGUGUGAGAAGGCGGGCUGUCGCUUCAGUUUGGCGCGGACAGCCGAGUCAGCGCUCGAAUGUUUCGUGGAGAAACACCACGACCUCGUCAUCAUCGACCACAGACAUUCCAAACACUUCGACGCAGAAGCACUGUGCCGGUCAAUUCGAUCGGUCAUCUCUUCAGAAAACACUGUGAUAGUUGCUGUUGUGAAAAGGCCAGACCGAGAGGAAGCCUCUGUGAUGCCUCUCAUAAACGCUGGCUUCAACAGGAGAUACGUGGAAAAUGCCAAUAUGAUGGCCUGCUAUAACGAGCUGCUGCAGUUGGAGCACGGAGAGGUCCGGGCGCAGUUCAAACUAAGGGCUGGGAACGCUCUUUUCACAGCAUUGGAACAGAGCCAAGAGGCCAUAGAAAUCACAUCUGAGGAUCAAGUCAUUCAGUACGUGAACCCGGCCUACGAGUCUAUAAUGGGCUACCAACAGGGGGAGCUGAUAGGAAAAGAAAUCAUAGAAGUGCCUAAAAGUGAGAAGAAUAAGCCUGAUCUCCUUGAAACAAUAAACUCCUGUAUACGCAAAGGCAAGGAGUGGCAGGGGAUUUACUAUGCCAAAAAGAAGAAUGGAGACAGCAUUCAACAAAAUGUGAAGAUCACUCCUGUGAUUGGACAGGGAGGUAAAAUCAGACACUAUGUGUCUAUCAACAGGCCUUUAAAUGAUAAUAAUAAGAGUGAAAAACCCAGUGAACGAGUGCAGGCGGAGUCUCAAACAGACAUCCAAUCCAGCAAACAUAAGGACCGCAGGAAAGGCUCACUGGACGUCAGAUCCACUACGUCACGAGGGAGCGACGGGAGUUCCCAGCGAAGACACUCCUCUAUGGCUCGAAUCCACUCCAUGACCAUCGAAGCUCCCAUUACAAAGGUGAUAAACAUCAUAAAUGCGGCGCAGGAGAGCAGUCCCAUGCCUGUAGCAGAGGCUCUGGAUCGGGUUCUGGAGAUACUCAGAACCACAGAGCUGUACUCGCCUCAACUGGGAACCAAGGAUGAAGACCCCCACACCAACGACCUCGUGGGGGGGCUCAUGACGGAUGGCCUUAGAAGAUUAUCAGGAAAUGAAUACAUCUUUUCCACAAAACAGCCACACCACAUCCCCAGUCACCUGACCACUCCCCUGUCUCUGAAUGACAUCCCGCCCCGGAUCGCACAAACCAUGGAAAACGAGGACUCAUGGGACUUUGAUAUCUUCAACCUGGAAGCAGCAACUAUGAAAAGACCUUUGACGUACCUGGGGCUGAAGAUCUUCUCUCGUUUUGGAGUGUGUGAGUUUCUCAACUGCCCUGAGGCGACACUGCGUUCGUGGUUACAGGUGAUCGAGGCAAACUACCACUCCACCAACUCCUACCACAACUCCUCCCACGCAGCUGACGUCCUACACGCAACCGCAUACUUCCUCUGCAAGGAAAGAGUCAAGCAAAGCCUGGACCCCAUAGACGAGGUGGCUGCCCUGAUCGCUGCUACGGUUCAUGACGUGGACCAUCCAGGACGCACCAACAGCUUCCUGUGUAAUGCCGGCUCCGAGCUCGCCAUCCUGUACAACGAUACGGCCGUGCUGGAGAGUCACCACGCUGCCCUCGCAUUUCAGAUCACCACAAGAGACGACAAGUGCAAUAUCUUCAAGAACAUAGAGAGAAACGAGUACCGGACGCUGCGGCAGGCCAUCAUCGACAUGGUGCUAGCCACGGAGAUGACCAAGCACUUUGAACACGUCAACAAGUUCGUCAACAGCAUCAACAAGCCACUAGCUGCUCUGGAGGAGAAUGGGGGUAAUAACGACGAGGAGGCUGUGAAAAGUGUGUUGACGUCGCCAGAAAACCGAAUCCUGGUGAAGCGGAUGUUGAUCAAAUGCGCUGACAUCUCCAACCCCUGUCGACCCCAGGAGCUCUGCAUCGAGUGGGCCGGCCGCAUCUCCGAAGAGUAUUUUGCACAGACGGAUGAGGAGAAGAGACAGGGUUUGCCGGUGGUUAUGCCGGUGUUCGACAGAAACACCUGUAGCAUCCCGAAGUCCCAGAUUUCCUUCAUAGACUACUUCAUCACAGACAUGUUCGAUGCAUGGGAUGCUUUUGCAGACCUCCCAAACCUCAUGCAGCACUUGGACAACAACUUCAAGUACUGGAAAGGGCUGGACGAGAGGAAGCUCCACAGCCUGAGACCACCUCCCGAGUAGGACCGGUCUGUGGUGUCUCUAAACCAGACAGCGCUCCUCUGGAUCCUGUCCCAUCAGAGAGAGAGAGAGAGAAAGAGAGAAAGAGCAAGAGAGAGGCAUGCUUCUCUCUCCCUCCCUGCCCCUCGCCAGCCAAAACCUGGGUCACCUUGCCUCGACACUCCUGCCUUUGUAGCAGUACUGUAUCUCCGUCCAAAUGGCAAAUACAGAAGGACAAAUACAUGGGGACAGUGCAAAGAUGGACACAGUGAAUCCUUAAUAAGACUAUAUAUGCCUGCUUCUAGAGGCAUUCGUAGCUGGUGACUGGGCGAGGGUCCCUUCAUAUCGGCCUUGUUUUGGGCAAAUCCUCUCUUCUCUUCCCCCACAUGGACUCUCUUGUCUAGAGCUGAACAGUUUACAGUGGGGAGAUGGAUGCCGAGUGGGUGUGAAUUCACUCAGGUUAACUCUUGUGGUCGAAAAUACGCCGGACUGCCCCUGAUUUGAAAAAAUGAACACUCCUCUAUUUUUUUGUUUUUUUGUUUUAGCAAUAUUUUUGGGUCCUUCCGAAGCAUACAAAACGUAGCUGUAACUCCACAUAACAGCUGCGUGUCUCUUUCUAUUGAAUGGGUCGCUAAUAUUAUUUAGGCCACUGCUAAGAGACAUGCAAUCAUAGUUAACUAAUUACAGAUGAUUUGUUAAUUUUCUUAGAUAUUUUGUUGAAAAUUUAAAAGACAGAAAAGCCAAAGUUAAUUAUGGAAAAUAUGAAAAAAAAAUCAAAAUUAUUAUGGAAACAGAGUGUUACCAUAUUAUUUUUUUCUUAUCAAAAAACACUCAAAGUUUGAAUGGACACUUUUCUAUUGCACUGUAACAGUAGAAGCGUCUCAGAGAUUUGCCUAAGGAUACGGGAUGUCGUGUUGGAAAUAAGCUGUUUUUUUUUUUGUUUUUUUUUCUUGUUUUUUUUUUUUUCCUUUUUUGUUUUGUUAAAUCAGGAGUUUGUGUGUAUGUGUGUGUGUGAAUGGUGGGUGGGUGCGUAAUCAUAGUUGCAACAAUCCCUUAUGACUUUUUGGUUUAAAACCGUCAAAGAACCUUCAACAUUUGAACAACAACAGGAGGAAGAAGAAAAAAUAUAUGUGAAGAAAAAAAACAUUUUGGACUUGAAAUUUUUUUCUCCCAGAAAUUUUUGUAUCUGGUUUAUCCUACUGAAAAGACUGCCUUAUUUUAUACAAUAUUUAUACACUACAUCCCACUGUGCAACCGCAAAGGACAUCUGGAGUUUUUAUUAGUCCAAAGGUUAUGAUCAAGUAAAUCUCACUAUUUUUAUAUAGGCAAUGAAUUUUACACUGGAUUUGCAGCAGAGUGAGAUCAACCAUUAUAGCGAUCUGGAUACUCUGGUAUUCAGAAAGCAGUAUGGUAAAGAAAGAGGAUUUCAGAUGUUGUCUAUCACUGUUAUUGAGGCCUCCUUUUGAUAAGUUCAAUCAGUUCAGUUUUUGGGCCAAUAUCUUUAUGCACAGAGCCAGGGAGCAGCUUUUUGUUGGAGUUGGAGGUUGGUUUCAGAUUAGGAUACUAAUAUAUGUUAAAGAUUGUUGCUUAUUAAGAUUAUUUCCUCUUUAAACAGUAUAUAAAUGCCAUUACAGCUAAGCAAAUGGUGGUAAAUGAAAAGACCAUAGUUAUAUCUUUAUUUCUCUCCUAAGACAGAACUGUAUACACACAAUCAGGGGAUCUGUUUGUUCCUUCUUCUGAUUCACAUCUUGGUCUGAAGGCACGGAAAAAAUAGAAACUAUUCAAUGAAGAAUAAAAUAAUGUCAAUUAUAUGUCU